Messenger RNA from Apodemus sylvaticus (European woodmouse), 1411 nucleotides. It is a transcript of the gene Rarres1, whose product is annotated as retinoic acid receptor responder 1. Gene Ontology annotation, molecular function: metalloendopeptidase inhibitor activity. The transcript is spliced from 6 exons. The record is from RefSeq and is a predicted model, not a curated record. Lineage: Eukaryota; Metazoa; Chordata; Mammalia; Rodentia; Muridae. The coding region runs from base 202 to 1062 and encodes 286 amino acids.
ACACGUUCUCUGACCCGCUCUCCCAGAGGCGCCUUCUGGUUCUUCUGCUUGGACUGAGGAGGCGAGGAAGGGCGGCGACCCGGGGGCGGAGGGGAGUGGCCGCCGUGGCCUAUUUCCGCGAGCACUGCGAACCCUGUUCGUGGAGCUCCGCGCCAGCUUUCCCCAUCCACGCAGCCUCGUGGGCCCCCGCCGUCCGCAUCUAUGCAGCCCCGUCGAUCCCCGCGGCCCGCGCUGCUGCUGAGCCUCUGGCUGCUACCGAGCCUCGCACUGGCCGCUGCUGCUGCCGCGGCGCCCGCGAACCCAGAGUACACCGACGUCCCCGGGCAGCCUCCGGCAGUGGGGCUGCCACGCGGGAUCCUGCAGCUGGCGGCGCGUGCCGCGCUGCACUUCUUCAAUUUCCGCGCUGGCUCGCCCAGCGCGCUACAGGUGCUGGCCGCCGUGCAGGAGGGCCGCGCGUGGGUCGACCCUCAAGAGGGCUGCAAAGUGGACUUGGUGUUUAGCACAGAGCAGUACAACCCCGAGCAGGAAGGUGAGGAACGUUUGGGCAAGUGUUCUGCGAGGGUGUUCUUCAAGAAUGAAAAACCCAGACCGGUCAUUAAUGUAACCUGCACACGGCUCUUUGAUAAAGUCAAGAGGCAAGAAAAGGAUUAUCUGCUUUACAAGCAGAUGAAACGAUUGAAGACUCCUCUGGACAUCAUCAGUAUACCUGACAGUCAUGGACACAUUGAUCCCUCACUGAGACCCCUGUGGGACUUGGCUUUCCUUGGCAGCUCGUACGUGAUGUGGGAGAAGACGACCCAGUUUCUGCACUACUACCUGGUCCAGCUCAGCAGUGUGAAGCAGUUGAAAACGGAUGAUGACAGCAUUGACUUUGACUUCGCUGUUCUACUUCAUGAAUUUGCCACACAGGAAAUCAUUCCCUGCCGCAUUCACUUGGUCUGGUACCCUGGUAAACCCCUCAAAGUAAAUUACCAUUGUCAAGAGCCACAGAGCCCAGAAGAAGCCUCUGGAAACGAGGAGGAAGCAUCAGCUAUGGCACCAAUAGAGUUCAGUAAUUUCUAGAGAAGAAAUGAUCUGCUUCCAUUAUAUUCUAAACAAAACGACUCCACUAGCCUGCCUCAUCACUCCUGCCUUGUUUCUCCCCUGACCUACCCCGGUGCUGCACUCUGCAAGCACCCUGAUGGGGCCUGACAGUCUCAGCACAUCCACCACACAGCAGGUGGAUCAACAACUGCUUUGGGAAAAGGUUUUGUGUUUUUGUUUUGAGAUUGUGUUUUUCAUUGUUCUGGACAUAUUGUGGUUAUUUUAUGUUGCUAAAUUGUUCUUACUAUGUCAACUUUUUUUCAAUAAAAGUAAAUGGUGGGGAAAUAUUAACUGCUAAUCUCAGGCAAGUAUUUCCUUUUAACGUGAU